AUGUCAGAGCUCGUCCAGCCCGGCCGCGACUGGCUCAACAGCCGCGUCAACAACUUUGAGGUCGGCCGCGACGCGCGCGACCGCGGCCUCGAGAAGAAGCACGCCGUCGUCCUCAUCCCGGGCAUCAUCUCGUCCGGCCUCGAGUCGUGGUCGACCAUGCCCGACGCGGCGCCCUUCUUCCGCUCGCGCAUCUGGGGCGGCACGACCAUGGUGCGCGCCAUCAUCAAGAGCAAGGACGCCUGGACAAAGGCCAUGGCGCUCGACGAGUUUACCGGCCUCGACCCGCCAAAGUACAAGGUCCGCUCGGCGCAAGGGCUCGACGCCGCGUCAGCCUUCAUGCCUGGUUACUGGAUCUGGGGCAAGGCGAUCGAGAACCUCGCCGUCCUCAACUAUGACCACGACGACUUGUCCUUGGCCUCUUACGACUGGCGCCUCUCGUUCUACAACCUCGAGGUCCGCGACCACUACUUUUCGCGCCUCAAGAUCGCCAUCGAGUUCAACCUCAACGUCAACGAGCGCAAGACGGUCCUCGUCAGCCACAGCAUGGGCUCGUCGCUCCUCCUUUGGUUCUUCAAGUGGGUCGAGUCGCCCGAGCACGGCAAGGGCGGGCCUGACUGGGUCGAGCGGCACGUGUCGGACUGGGUCAACGUCGCCGGCACCAUGCUCGGCGUCCCCAAGGCCAUGUCGGCGCUCCUGUCGGGCGAGAUGCGCGACACGGUCGAGAUCAACCAGGCGGCGACCUACCUCCUCGAGCGCUUCUUCAGCCGGUCCGAGCGCGCAAAGCUGUUCCGCUCGUGGGCCGGCGCCGCGUCCAUGAUCCUCAAGGGCGGCAACAGCGUGUGGGGCGACGAGUCGGGCGCGCCCGACGACCUCAACAACUCGACCCUCACCGGCGGGACGCUCUACAACUUCCGCCCCGAGACCGAGGCCAACAACUCGGACGUGACGGCCGACACGACGCACCCGAACCUGACGCUCGACGACUCGAUGAGCUUCAUCCUCGAAAAGGUGCCCGUGUCGUACCAGACCAUGCUCGCGAGCAACUUUUCUUUCGGCAUCGAGCGCGACGAGGAGCAGCUCGUCAAGAACAACGGCGACCACGCCAAGUGGAGCAACCCGCUCGAGGUGCAGCUGCCCAAGGCGCCGUCGAUGAAGAUCUACUGCCUGUACGGCACGGGCAAGGAGACCGAGCGCGCCUACUUUUACCAGAACGGUGGCUACGAGCACGACGAGUCGCCCAACGUCGACUUUGACGCGGGCGGUAGCGCCGAGCAGGCGCCCGUGUGCCUCGAGCCCAACUGCACCGACACGACGCCGCGCGCGCCGCUCGACCUGCCGCUGAGCCGCAAGGUGUGGAUCGACGGCAGCGUCACGCUCGACGACAAGAACGUGCCGAGGGUCCGCAGCGGCGUCGUCAUGGGCGAUGGGGACGGGACUGUGAGCUUGCUCAGCCUUGGGUCCAUGUGCGUCGAGGGGUGGAAGCGUCCGCGGUACAACCCGGCCGGCAUCGAGGUCGUCACGCACGAGAUCCUGCACUCGCCGCUCGCGUUCGACCCUCGCGGCGGGCCCACCACUGCCGAUCACGUUGACAUCCUGGGCUCAUCUGAGCUCAACGACGCGAUCCUCGAGAUCGUGUCGGGCCAGGGCCACAACGUCAAGGACCAGUUCCACUCUGAGAUCCGCACCAUCGCGAAGAAGAUCCGGUGGGACUGAGCGCAGCGUGCGGGACUUUUAGAGAGGGGAGGAGGCCGGAACUCGACCGUGUUGUGUUCAGCCCUUGUGUAGUGACCGUGGACCAUCAGCAGUUAGACGUUC
Messenger RNA from Rhodotorula graminis WP1, 1815 nucleotides. RefSeq lists its product as uncharacterized. Gene Ontology annotation, cellular component: perinuclear endoplasmic reticulum; cytoplasm. Gene Ontology annotation, biological process: lipid storage; triglyceride biosynthetic process. The coding region runs from base 1 to 1713 and encodes 570 amino acids. Gene Ontology annotation, molecular function: phospholipid:diacylglycerol acyltransferase activity. Lineage: Eukaryota; Fungi; Basidiomycota; Microbotryomycetes; Sporidiobolales; Sporidiobolaceae. The record is from RefSeq and is a predicted model, not a curated record. The transcript is spliced from 12 exons.